Messenger RNA from Macrosiphum euphorbiae (potato aphid), 792 nucleotides. Lineage: Eukaryota; Metazoa; Arthropoda; Insecta; Hemiptera; Aphididae. The record is from the annotation of a GenBank genome assembly.
AUGGGCUCGGAACAGAGUUCGCAAUCAAACGCCUCCGAAUCGGGCUCGAAAAAUCCAAAACUGAAGAGGGGCAAAUCGGUGCCCGAGAGUUCUUGGCCUCGAAAUUCGCAGGAUGGUCAGCAUAGCAGGGCGGCCAGCACAAACACAUCACCCGGCCACAGCGUGUGCAGCGACGUUGACUUGCCGUACAUAUCGUACAUGGUCAACAGGCCGAUUGGAGAUUCGCCGAAGAAACCCAGCAUAAUGAGCCGAGGCAGAUCAAUGCAGGUGGAACCUCAGCGAUCCGUGAAGAAGACCCCAAAGCAUACGCCUAAGCACAACAUUGUGGUGGUCAGGGCGGCUGUACAAGAAAACCCGGACAUGGACGAAGACCUGUAUCGAAUGAAGCAAGUACCAUCAUUUUUGCCAAUAAUACGAGGCACUGUAUCUUUGCCAGCAGCCAGAGAUCGAGAAGCAUUAGAGAGAAUCGAUUCCAAUGCAUUUUACAGACUGUGUCAACUUUAUCAGGCCUACAUGAGCCGCUGUGCGAAAGCAGUGACUGCAGAUCAAACUUUGAUCAAUAAACAAAUUUUGGAGCUCGACAAUGAAACCACACAAGUAUUAAAUUUGUAUGUAGCGUCUUACAAACAAUAUGCCAAAAUCAAUGAGCAAUUCAAAUGCAUCAACGACAUGAAUAAGCAACUGAAUUCUUGUCAUCUAUUGUUGAACAAGACGCUAGACUCUGUACAGCUGUUAAAUAACAAACUACCUCCAGAUGAACGGUUGGAACCAUUUGUAUGGACGACAGGUUAA